Macadamia integrifolia is the source of this 2134-nucleotide messenger RNA. Its product is annotated as protein IQ-domain 26-like. The transcript has 4 exons. The coding region runs from base 558 to 1862 and encodes 434 amino acids. NCBI's taxonomy places the organism in Eukaryota, Viridiplantae, Streptophyta, Magnoliopsida, Proteales, Proteaceae. The record is from RefSeq and is a predicted model, not a curated record. Gene Ontology annotation, molecular function: protein binding.
AAGAUAAUACAGGGAAGAGAAAGAAGAGGGAGAGGGAGAGGGAGAGGGAGAGAGGAAGUAUUAUGAAACCAAUCAUAAAGUACAGUUCAAAGAUCUCUGGAAGAGCAGAAAGAUACUGGAAAAAAAACCCAAAAGAUCUUUCCUAAUUCUAAAAGGGGAGAAAGAAGUUGCAGGCUUUGGAAAAUCAUUUGCCCCACAGUGUAGAAGCAAAAUCUCUAUUUGUGGUUGGUCUUUAAUGGCGAUGCAGAGAAGGGCAGACAGAGUUACAGAGAUCUUCACAAUUUGAAACUGAAACUGAUUUCUCUACUUGUUCUCUCUGUCUGAUCCAGCGAAGGAGGAAAAAAAAAGUUGGAUAGAAGGGUAAUUUUAUUCUAACCUUUAUGGUUUUUAUGUGGGGCUGCUAAAGCAAGAAAGACUGUGAGAGAGAAAGAUCAGUUGAGAGAAUAGAAUAAGGGAAGCAUAAAAAACUGAAGAGAUUCACGAGAGUGUCAGAGGCUGAGAAAGUUGAGGAACUAGGAAGUGCUCGUCGAAGCCCUCUUCAAACUUCAAUUUGGAAAAUGGGUAGAGCGACGAGAUGGUUCAGGAACCUGUUGGGGAUGAAGAAAGAGAAGGAACAAAGGGAGAACUCUAACAACGGUGACCACAAAGAUAAGAAAAGAUGGAGUUUUGGAAAGUCGGGGAGGGAUUCUAGUGUGACCGGUCAGAUCCCAGCAAGUAUUCCGGCGAACAUACCUGCAGCGGAAGCUGCUUGGCUGAGGUCAUAUUACAACGAAAAUGAGAGAGAACAGAACAAGCACGCAAUUGCUGUGGCUGCGGCCACGGCUGCAGCAGCUGAUGCUGCCGUUGCCGCUGCACAAGCUGCGGUCGCCGUGGUGAGACUUACUAGCCAUGGUAGAGGGACGAUGUUUGGUGGUGGACGGGAGAGGUGGGCUGCAGUGAAGAUUCAAACUGUCUUCAGGGGAUAUUUGGCCAAGAAGGCUCGUCGAGCUUUGAAAGGGCUGGUGAAGUUACAAGCCCAUGUUAGAGGUUUCCUUGUACGCAAGCAAGCAGCUGCAACUCUUCAUAGUAUGCAAGCUCUUAUAAGAGCCCAAGCCACUGUUCGCUCACAGAGAGCUCGUAGUCUUCACAACAAAGAUCACCACAGGUUUCAACCAGAGCUCCGACCUCGUAAAUCCAUUGAAAGAUUUGAUGAAACAAGAAGCGAGCACACGGCAUCAAUCCACAGUAGGAGGCUAUCGGCAUCUCUGGAGAACGCUAUUAACAAUUUGGAUGAGAGCCCAAAGAUUGUGGAAAUGGAUACUUGCAGGCCAAGAUCAAGAUCCCGUAGAACUAACACAUCAAUGUGGGAUUCUGGUGAAGACCCUCCUUACCAAACGAUAUCAUCUCCUCUGCCAUGUCAAAUUCCAGGUCGUCUCUCAAUACCAGAGGGCCGAAACUACCCAGAUUUCGAUUGGGUCUUGACAGGAGACGAAUGCAGGUUUUCCACAGCACAUAGCACUCCUCGAUUUGCAAAUUCAGGAGGAUCAAAUGCACCGGUGACGCCGGCCAAGAGUGUAUGCGCAGAGAGCUUCUUCAGGAAUUACUCUAAUUUCCCCAAUUACAUGGCAAACACACAGUCAUUCAGGGCCAAAGUGAGAUCCUACAGUGCCCCAAAGCAGAGGCCAGAGCCAGGUCCAAAGAAGAAGCUAUCUCUGAAUGAAAUGGUGGAGUCAAGGGCCAGUUUAAGUGGGGUUCGGAUGCAGAGAUCCUCUUCUCAAGUUCAAGAUGCCUUCCAUUUUAAGAAUGCAGUAAUGGGUAGGCUGGACAAGUCUGUUGAUCUUGUAAGAGAUUCAGAGAGGGACUACUUAGAGAGAAGAUGGUAGAGAAGAGUUGCCGGAGCUUCCUGUGCUCUGCUCUGGUUCAAACCCAUCCAGUAGAACAGGUAGAACACAAAAAUGUGUUCUUGUAAAGUGGAAAUUAAAAUCAUUCACAAACAAGAUCUUAUCCAAUUGUGAAUUUGUGAGGAUUAAGUUGUGAUUUCUGAGAUGAAAUCAAUGUUUUUUUUUUUCUUUCUUUCUUUAAUCUGCAAAUGUUCAAUGGAAAUCAAAUGAAGAAUCAGUACAAUAUUGCCAUUGUGCUUUGUUCAUUACUGCAA